Loa loa (African eye worm) is the source of this 814-nucleotide messenger RNA. RefSeq lists its product as hypothetical. The transcript is spliced from 5 exons. Bases 75 to 749 code for a protein of 224 amino acids. Lineage: Eukaryota; Metazoa; Nematoda; Chromadorea; Rhabditida; Onchocercidae. The record is from RefSeq and is a predicted model, not a curated record.
AGGUCAAACGUUGGAGUGUGACGUGGGACGUACGCUUUUGUAAUUCAAGAGUCGGGUACUUUGCAUAGCUCUAAAUGUUCGGUUUGGGACCAUGGUGGUACAAUUUUUCGCAGUUUCAUCGCUCCGAAUUGACAAUGGAUAAUUUGAUAUCAGUUCCAUCUCCAUACAUUGAACUGACAAUUUUUGGAACAUUCAAGGCUGCUGAAUUUUUGUCAUUUGCUGGUGGCUGUAUAAUACAUCCACUAUAUCGGCUGUUUCUUUUACGAAACUUAGCUCCCGAGAUAACUACCAAUAAUUCAGCCAAAAUAAUUAGAAACAAAUGUCGAAAAAUGCAGGGACGAUUUCUUUUGGCAAGUUUUGUUGUUGGGCCAUUGAGCACGCUAGCUUACGCCACUUAUUACUCGCUAGGUAGAAGAGAUGCGGAGGAACUGUGCUAUCAGAUUAGAUGCAGCGAGCAAAUGAUGGUUUGGGACCGCACUGCUGUCUCGCUAGGAUUUGUUGGAUGGUAUUGGAAACGUUUCCAAGGAGCUGCUGACGGCAUAAAUCUGGCAUCAGUCUAUACUGCUUAUUAUUUCACGAUACAAAAGCGAUUAACAAAUGCAUCAGCAGCAGAUAAAAUCAAACCAUCGCAACGACCAAAAAGUCUAGAGGAAGUCAAAGCAAAAAAGUCACUUCCACUUUUAGUGCAAACAGUAACAGAAGAUAGCAAAUCACUUGAUUCGAUGGCUUCGUUGCCCAUACGAACAUGACUGUGCAGUGCUUGUGAUAUUUAAAUGCUGAAUAAAGCAUUAGGUGAAAACAAAGUUGUUCCACU